CGGCGGCGCCGCGCUGUUUCCGGACUACUUGGAACUGGGCGGAAGCGCUGUUUGGCGGGCUGUGUGGUCAUCAAGUGAAGGUGUCGUAAGUGUUGUGGAAGUGGCCGGGCCUUUCUAACAUUUUGCCAGGUGAAGUGGCACACAUCUAUAUUCCCAGCACUGGUGAGACUGAGACAGAAGGAUUCCUGCAAGUUCAAGGGCAGCCUGUACUAAAUGGACGGCUGCAGAGGUAUGGAGGUCCACAGCAAGUCUUGUGCCAGCUCAAGUUCUUCAUCUUCCACCCAGGAAUGCUCAGGGGUCUCAGUCUCCAAAGAGCUUCUGACUGUGGGUGAUGGCCCAGGAGGUAUAUGGGACAAGUUGCUCAUCAACUCCAAGCCUAAUUCCAGAAAACCCUCUACUCUUCAAACAGUUCGGAUAGAGAGGAGUCCAUUAUUAGACCAAGUUCAGAACUUUAUCCCACAGAUGGCCCGGGCAAACGAAAAGCUCAGAAAAGAAAUGGAGGCCACUUCUCCUGGUCAUUUCAAUAUUGAAAAUAUUGACAGGACCGUAGGCAAUGUUAUACAAAUGGAUGUGGUCUUAUUUGAAAUGAAUCAGGCAGAUUCAAAAGAAGAGGAUAGUUCAGAAGAGAGUUCCCAAGACAGUUCGGAGGACAGUUCAGAGUCUGAGGACAAAGAUGAUGGCAUCACCAUGGAUAAUAUUAAACUUCCUAAUUCAGAAGCUGGAAAAGGCAAGAUUGAAGUUUUAGACAAUCCACCAACAAAAAAGGAACAGUGAAAUAAAAGAAACAUUGAUACAUACCUGCUAAUUCUGAAAAGGAAUGUGGUUGUGUUUUACUUUUUUUUUUUUUUGGUGGAACUGGGGAUUGAACGCAGGCCCUUGCGCUUUCCAGGCAAGCACUUAUUCUACUGAGCUAUCUCCUUGGCCCCAUUUUACAUUUUUGAUAACUGGUGCACUCAUCUUUUUUUUGAAACCUUAGGCAAUUCAGCACAGUAUAUGAUAUGCAAGGAACUAGUUAACACUUCCAAGAGUGGAAUUCCUGUAAAAUUCCCGCACUUUAUCUCAGUCAGCUCUUAGCUUUUCAGUAAAGAUAACUGGUUUUUAUUUGUAUUUU
Octodon degus (degu) is the source of this 1111-nucleotide messenger RNA. It is a transcript of the gene Nopchap1, whose product is annotated as chromosome unknown C12orf45 homolog. Gene Ontology annotation, biological process: box C/D snoRNP assembly. The coding region runs from base 214 to 774 and encodes 186 amino acids. The record is from RefSeq and is a predicted model, not a curated record. NCBI's taxonomy places the organism in Eukaryota, Metazoa, Chordata, Mammalia, Rodentia, Octodontidae. The transcript has 3 exons. Gene Ontology annotation, molecular function: box C/D methylation guide snoRNP complex binding.